Molecule: messenger RNA, 2546 nt
Organism: Paramormyrops kingsleyae
Lineage: Eukaryota; Metazoa; Chordata; Actinopteri; Osteoglossiformes; Mormyridae
Product: NAD-dependent protein deacetylase sirtuin-3
Cellular component (GO): nucleus
Molecular function (GO): NAD+ binding; histone deacetylase activity, NAD-dependent
Source: RefSeq, a predicted model, not a curated record
CGCUGCUGGCGACAUGACGCACUUCCUUUUCCUGGACGCUACAAGUCGUUGCUGUGGAGAGAAAUAGUACAAAUUCUGUUUAAACAACUAUAAAAUGCCGUUAAUACAAGAUAUCGCUGUUCGUUGAUGAGAACGUUAUUAAGUGGGAAACGUUAUGGUAAUUUUAUGGUUUUUGCAUGUAAGAAAAUCACCGGCUGGUGUUCAUAUUCGCUGAUGACCCGCUCUGCAAUUCACGAACUUUCAAAACUUCUUGCAUCUUCAGAAAGGACAGAGGGCAGCAUGAGCAAGGCCAAACCAAGCAAAGAACGAAGACCCGUCCCGCUAACGCUCUCCAGGGUCACCCGCAGCUCCUCUGCCCAAGCUAGGCAGGGCGACCCAACCGUACCACAGGAUGCAUCAGCAGGCCCACAGAUGGCCCCCAAUCAGGGCGCCCCGCGUGGCAGGCAGGCCGACUCGGCCCUGGCCCAGGACCUCAGUCUAAUGAGCAUGAGUGAGCAGGAGGCCACUUUGCCCAGGAAAGGCAGACAGCUGAAGGCCACUGCUCCCCCCAGACACAGAACCCCCCCAGGCAUGAAGUCUUCCCGCAGCCCCCCUAGGCUGGCCUCCAAACCCAUCCGUACAGCCGUCCCCCGGGGCACCCUGAACUCUGUAGCCCGUUUACUGAAGCUCGGCCGAUGUCGCAACGUGCUGGUGGUGGCGGGGGCGGGAAUCAGCACGGCCAGCGGCAUCCCGGACUUCAGAACCCCGGGAACUGGGCUGUAUGCGAACCUCCAGAGGUACCACACCCCCUUCCCUGAAGCCAUCUUCAACAUAGACUUCUUCUCCAACGACCCACGGCCCUUCUUCUCCUUGGCAAAAGAACUCUACCCUGGACGCCACCGGCCAAACUACGUUCACUACUUCAUCCGCAUGCUGCACCAGAAGGGCCUGCUGCUCCGAAUGUACACGCAGAACAUCGACGGCCUGGAGCAGAUGUGUGGAAUUCCGGAGGAGAAGCUCGUGGAGGCCCACGGGAGCUUUGCUUCGGCUUCCUGUCACCUGUGCUACACACCGUUUCCAGCUGAAGAAGCCAAGAAAUUCAUCAUGACUGACCGGGUCCCUCUGUGUACAUUCUGCCAAGGGACGGUCAAACCCGAUAUCGUGUUUUUUGGGGAGGAUCUCCCCCAAAGCUACUUCCAGCAUAUCAAAGACUUUCCAAAGGCUGACCUGCUUAUCAUCAUGGGCACGUCUUUGCAGAUUGAGCCUUUUGCCAGCCUUGUGAACACAGUGAGGUCCACGGUUCCCCGCCUGCUGCUGAACCGGGACCCAGUGGGCCCCUUCCAGAGGGUUCCACUGCGCAGAGGGGACUACAUGGAGCUGGGGGACCUGCUGGACUCUGUCAGAAAGCUGGCACAGAUCCUGGGUUGGCACCAAGAUAUCUGUGACCUGAUUCAAGAUGAGGAGCAGAAGGCAGGUGGCGCUCUCUCUGCAAGCGGCUGGGGUCUCACUCUGGCAGAGGUGAAGCACCCAGGGGGCGGGGCCAGUGGCCGUAGUGGCGACGAAAGCAGCGACGACUCAGAGGCGGACAGCAAGAGCACCGAAUCUUCUGCCCCCAGCAGCUGAGCUUGGCCACCUGGCCCUGGACAGGAGAGAACAAACUCUGUGCUGUCUGAGGGUACUCGUGUGCCAAUAUUUUCUUCUUAAAAUCCAGUUCCUAUGGUGACACCGAUCAUGUGCAUUCUCUUUUUGUAUGUGUUCUCUGUAAUUGUUGCAUUUCUAAUUUGUGUUGGCACUUUGGCCAGUCAAUGCAAUUGUGAGGUUCUUAAAAUUUUUGCAAAGUCACACUGUUUUCUAUGUUGAUUUUAGUCCAGAAAGGACCUAGAAUUUCCAGUCAGAAAAUGAUUGUAGUUUUUUUUUUUUUUUUAUCUGAAACGGAAAAUUAGUUGUGACUGCAGAACACAGAUAAGGAAUAAUGAGGUUACUGGCUACCAAAAAAAUUUGAUAAGUGAACACGGGCAGUUUGAAAGGUGGGAAAGUUUACGGGUUUGUGCUGCAGCCCAUUAUGGAUGAAAGGCUGCAGAACCGAGGGGCCCGAUAAGGAGGAGAGGGAGGUGGCGACAAGCGGGAGCCAACGGCAGGGCCCACCUCGGGGCGGACGGCGCUAAAUUAGCAUGGGAAGCACGGCCUCCUGAGUGUGGCAAGGCCCCGCUGUGUGUUUUCACAGGCGCUGUGACCUCGGCAGUUUGGCGGGGGGUGGGGGGUGCUGGCUAUCUCCACAAGUCUAAUAAAUGCUUCUGUCCCACAACAAAGGACUGCAAUAUCCUGCCUGGGACAGUUAACUUUGGGCAUUUUCUCUGAGAGGCGAGGCUGAGAGCUGUCAGUGUGUGUAGGGCAAUCACUUGGGUUUGGACAGAAACUGUUUUCAGAGGUUUAAUUGCAAUCUGCCAUAUUACGUGGAAUUUUAAUAUUUUUUUUGUGCUGGACUUAAUGUAGGUGCGUAUUUGUAUUUUAUUUUUAUGUAAAAGUAAAUAACUUGACUGUUUAAUAAAAAUUGCUUUUAAACUAGA